AUGGAUCGGGAAGAAUCGACACACUCAAGCAAAGAAGUGUUGUUAGAUGAAGAAAGCAAGGAAUUGGGCGUUGGGAGAUCGUACGAGUGCGUGUUCUGCAAGAGGGGCUUCAACACUGCACAAGCCCUAGGUGGCCACAUGAACAUCCAUAGAAAAGAAAGGCUCAGAAACAAACCUAAUUCCACCAAACAGCCUCAAAGAUUCUACCCAUCAUCCGCGAGCACUCCUCGUCCUUACUUCCUCGCUGCUGAUUUAAGUAAUUCAACCCUGUACGAGAGGAACAAGCAGCCAUCGGCCGAUUGGAGGAUGAGGAUGAGCUUGGACUUCACACCGGCCAUCGAUCAUCGGGGCAUGGAGCAGGACAAGGAGUUGGAUUUGGAGCUUCGACUUGGCUAUGAUUCUUGA
This is a messenger RNA of Salvia splendens (bonfire salvia), 405 nucleotides long. RefSeq names its product zinc finger protein 10. Bases 1 to 405 code for a protein of 134 amino acids. The record is from RefSeq and is a predicted model, not a curated record. NCBI's taxonomy places the organism in Eukaryota, Viridiplantae, Streptophyta, Magnoliopsida, Lamiales, Lamiaceae. The transcript has a single exon.